ACCGAACUGUUUAAACUCGGCGUGUAAAAGCAUCAAACUGCCAAGUCGUGUUGUUUAUUACCAUUCCACAUUAAUACUUGUAUUGAAAGAGAAGUGUUUUACCUAAUAAUUUGUCUUCCCUAUAUUAUAGCUACAAUAUAUCAAAAGGUACGUUAGCUGUCUAGCGUAAGGUUUCACCCAAACAGCAUCAGUGUUAUAUUUGUCUUGGAAAAAAUAAAGGAAGUGGAAGUAUAGCAUCAUGUGAUUUUUUUUUGGAAUAUCAAAAUAUUUGGCAGCUUGGUGCUCAUUACUCUGAAGGGAAUACGGUCGUCAAAUGUGUUUUUGCCUUUCAUUGCCUCCAUCUAAGUGCCCGUUACCUCAGUGUUGUGUUGAGCUGUAUUCGAUUUUUUUGUAAACAUUUUACGCCAUUUAGAUAUGUAUCGAUUUAAUAUAGUUUUUCUUAUUCUUUCAACGAAAACGUUGGCUUUGUGUUUAAACUAUACACAAAACGUAAGACCGAACAUCGUGAUGGUGAUGUCGGAUGCGUUUGAUGGUAGAUUGACUUUUCACCCUGGCAGUCAAGUAGUUCAGUUACCAUAUACUGAAUACCUUAGGAAGCAAGGGUCUGUCUUUCUCAAUGCCUACACCAAUUCUCCUAUUUGCUGCCCUUCUAGAGCAGCUAUGUGGAGUGGUCAGUUUGUGCAUCGAACUCAGUCAUGGAACAAUUUUAAAUGUCUGGAUAAUAAUUACACGACCUGGAUGGAAAUUCUGCAUAAAAAUGGAUAUUACACUAAAAAACUGGGAAAGUUGGACUACACAUCUGGUAGCCAUUCAAUUAGUAAUCGUGUGGAGGCCUGGACUCGAGAUGUGCCAUUUCUGCUGCGACAGGAAGGUCGCCCCAUGAUAGAUCUCAUAGGCAAUGCCUCCACGGUGAAGGUUAUGGCAAAAGACUGGAAGAUAACAGAGAAUGCUGCCCAGUGGAUCCGGCAGAGUGCUGCCUCUCUCUCUCAGCCUUUCGCCCUGUACCUGGGCCUUAAUUUGCCUCACCCUUACCGAACAGAGUCUCUGGGGCCAAAUGCUGGCGGAUCCACCUUCCGCACCUCCCCUUACUGGCUCAGAAAGGUAUCUCGUGAGCUAAUCACAGUCCCAAAAUGGCUGCCCAUGAAUGAGAUGCAUCCUGUUGAUUACUACUCUACCUUUACGAAAAACUGCAGCAGCAGCUUCACGCAGGAGGAGGUUAAGGACAUUCGUACCUUCUACUAUGCCAUGUGUGCUGAGACGGAUGCCAUGUUGGGUGAGGUUGUGUCUGCCCUCUCAGACUCUGGGCUGCUGUCUAGUACCUUGCUGAUGUUUACCUCUGACCACGGGGAACUUGCCAUGGAGCACAGGCAGUUCUACAAGAUGUCCAUGUUUGAAGGAAGCUCGCAUAUCCCGUUACUGAUUACUGGCCCAGGGAUGAAGGCCGGGCUGCAGGUGGAGCAGCCGGUCUCUCUGGUGGAUAUUUACCCUACGGUCCUCGCACUUAUUGGAGUUCCCAUACCAGCAAAUCUCAGCGGUUACUCACUCAUGCCAUUUCUUCAUCAGACCCCCGCUUCUAGUGCUAAGUACCGUCCAGACUGGGUACUGAGUGAGUACCACGGUUGCAAUGCCAAUGCUUCCACUUACAUGCUGCGGACAGGAAAGUGGAAGUAUAUUACCUACGCUGAUGGAUCGGGUGUCCCCCCGCAGCUGUUUGAUCUCUCUACUGAUAAAGAGGAGCUUUACAACGUGGUUGCUCACUUCCCUGCAUUGUGCCAGCGUCUGGACCGGCUGUUGCGUUCCAUAGUGGAUUACCCCGCCAUUUCCCAGGCCGUGCACCACUACAACAAAAAACAGUUCAGUGACUGGAAGAGCAGCCUGGGAGACAGAUAUAGCAGCAUCAUUGCCAAUCUCCGAUGGCAUGUCGACUGGCAGCACAAUCCCAAGUAUUUUGAAGCAGCCAUUGAUGAAUGGCUUAGUGGGUCAAGCUAGUUCGUAUUUUGAAUCCAGAUUAAGAUUGGCUUGUUGUACACUUAAUUUCCACUAUAAUCUGUCAAUUUUAUCAAUGAUGCAUCAUCAUUUUUUGUAGUUCAGAAAAGUUGAUUCUUGGUUAAUGUUUAUUAAUUUUUGCUCUGGUUUAUAAAAACUGGUUUUGCUAAAUAUGUCAAUUUUAAAAUAUUA
Brienomyrus brachyistius is the source of this 2178-nucleotide messenger RNA. It is a transcript of the gene arsk, whose product is annotated as arylsulfatase family, member K. The transcript is spliced from 8 exons. The coding region runs from base 415 to 1989 and encodes 524 amino acids. The record is from RefSeq and is a predicted model, not a curated record. Lineage: Eukaryota; Metazoa; Chordata; Actinopteri; Osteoglossiformes; Mormyridae.